This is a messenger RNA of Haliotis rufescens (red abalone), 3316 nucleotides long. Its product is annotated as serine incorporator 3-like. Gene Ontology annotation, cellular component: membrane. Lineage: Eukaryota; Metazoa; Mollusca; Gastropoda; Lepetellida; Haliotidae. The transcript is spliced from 12 exons. The coding region runs from base 141 to 1505 and encodes 454 amino acids. The record is from RefSeq and is a predicted model, not a curated record.
CGAUGACGUCAUAGUCCAUCGGCCAUUUUAUUUCGCAAGUAAACACUGGUUCGCAAUAUAACUAUUGAGUCAGAUUCACGUUGAAAUUUGUUGUUUCUUUUGUCGUUUGGCAGAUUUGCUAUAGAGGCAACUGACUGAAGAUGGGUUGUAUUAUUGGCAGCCUUGCGUGCUGUUUUGGUAGCGCAGCAUGCAGUCUGUGCUGUGCUUGCUGUCCUUCCACCAAGAAUUCGACGGUUACUCGAAUUGCCUAUGCCUUUUUGCUGCUCCUUGGGACUGUGGUAGCAGCCGUUAUGUUGACACCGGGUAUUCGAGAACAACUGGACAAGAUACCAAUGUUGUGUAACCCCACAGGGGGGUAUCAACUCACCCCCAAAAAAGUGUGCGAUGAAGUUGUAGGGUAUCUGGCUGUCUACAGAGUGUGCUUCGCAAUGGCAGCCUUCUUCUUCCUCUUUAUGCUGAUAAUGAUAAAGGUCAACUCCUCGAAGGACCCGAGAUCUGGCUUACAGAAUGGGUUCUGGUUCUUUAAGAUCCUGAUUGUCAUUGGUAUUUGUGUUGGAGCCUUCUUCAUUCCACAAGGAGCCUUUGGCCAAGCAUGGAUGGUGAUUGGGAUGAUUGGAGCCUUCAUCUUCAUUAUUAUCCAGCUGAUUCUGCUCGUGGACUUUGCUCAUGGCUGGGCUGAGAGCUGGGUUGGCAAGUGGGAAGAAACAGGCUCAAGAUGCUACUACAUCGGUCUGCUGUUCUUCACCGGGUUUUUCUACUGUAUUGCCAUAGCCUUGGUGGCAGUUUUCUUCAUAUUCUAUGCCAGUGAUGAGUCUUGCAAGUUACACAAGUUCUUCCUGUCCUUCAACUUGAUCCUGUGUGUGUUCAUCAGCAUCCUUGCUGUGCUGCCCAAAAUCCAGGACUACCAGCCACGUUCCGGCCUCCUGCAGUCAUCCGUCAUCUCCCUGUACACAAUGUACCUCACCUGGUCUGCCAUGACCAACAGCCCAGAGAAGAAGUGUAACCCCAGUUUGAGCUCCCUGAUCCACUACAACAGCACUAUGAACAUCAAUAAUCCCAACAAUGGAACCUUCGACAAGGGAGUGUUUGAUUGGCAGGGUAUCUUGGCUCUUGUUAUCUGGGUUUUUGCAGUUCUCUACGCCAGUGUAAGGACCUCCUCCAACAGCCAGGUGGGGAAGCUGACCAUGUCGGAGAAGACCAUUCUGCAAUCAGACAAUGGUUCGACUGACUCGAAUGCUGAUGAGGAGAAGGGCUCUAAGAAUUGGGACAAUGAGGAAGACAGUGUGGCAUACAGCUACUCCUUCUUCCACCUGAUGAUGUGCCUCGGUGCACUCUAUGUGAUGAUGACCCUCACCAACUGGUUCGAGCCCAGCUCUGACUUUAAGACUCUGAAUGCUAACAUGGCCUCUGUGUGGGUGAAGAUUGCCUCCAGCUGGGUUUGCAUCCUCAUCUAUGUUUGGACCCUCGUCGCCCCCUGUGUCCUCCCCAAUAGAGACUUCAGUUGAACAACUCGCACAGGGCCAUCCUUGUAGUCAUAUCCAAGUCCUUAUGUAUUUAGGUCAGCAGUCGUAAUAUCUAUCACAUUCUCAUUACUGUUGCUAAUUGAGAAUGACUAUUUUAUUUGGUUACAAGGUUUUUCAACUGUUGAUAGUUUAGGAUAAUUUUUAUUGAUCAGCAAUGUCAGAAAAACUUGAUAUUUAUUAUUUUGACAAAAUACUGAUACUCACAGUAAAUAAUUUCCUUUCCUUUGUCAGUUUAUUUUUGUCAAAUAGUUAAUGUAGGCCUGGACAAUACCCAAAUAGUUUAAGUGAGCAUCAGAAGAUAGCUUGAUGGCCACAUUGCUUCUGUCAGUGUCAGUAUGUAUGCCAUGCUGUGAACUGUUAUGACUUGUAUCUAACCGUGUUAAAUGCUAAGUGUUCAGCAGGUGCUUGCAUUGCAAUUGUUCCUGUUACAACUGAAGAGGUAUUUAUAAUCAAAUAUGACUUCAUUUGUAUUUAACCUGGCCUCCCACCUUUGAUGACAAGAUGUCUGUAGAAGGGUAUCUAGGAUCUCAACCAGCGUUUAUUUGUACCCAUGGUAACAAAAGAUUGGAUGUUGUCAGAACCAUGCAUCUGUAACAAGUUUUGAUUUCCUCUUGGCUUUGAUACAACAGUAUAUUCUUUCUUCAUUUUUCAUGUUUUUGAUUUUCUUUAUUAGAAUGGGAUGACCAUCUGCUGUAUAUUUAUCUUUUUGCUAUUUACACCAGUUAUAUGACACCUUAUAUAUCAUUUUCCAACUAAAGACUUUUGGAAGAGGAAGAGUGUGUCAUGGAAGAUAACCAUGAAUGGUUAAAGAAGCACCUGUCAUGUUUGAUGACAUGAUUCUGAGACAAAUGUCUGACUGACAGGUUCACAUGAUAGGGAAAGGAUUUGGCUGAUAUAAGACAAGACCAGUUGUAAAUAUGAAUAUACUUAUGUCAUAAUAGUUUGUUGAAUGUUUUUGUGGUGGCACCUUUAUGUUUGGAUAUAAGACACACACACGUAUGCUAACUAGAUUUAUUCUAGUGGAACCUUUCAUCUGAUUCUUUCCCCAAUGAAGAAUUGUAUCAUUGUUUUACAAUCUUUUAUGUUAUGUUUACACAUGUUUGGAAAUUGUUGUUGGCAUGUUUGUGAUGAACUGCAAACAAACACCCACGAUGCAACUGAUCUGAUGUAUUUUUCUCAAGUUAAGUUAAAGAACUAAAUUGAAAACAUAAAUAAUGUGUGGUUGUACUCAAAAUUAUAUUGUAUCUUUCAUGUACCGGACUAAAAAAUUAGAUAUGACCAUUGAAGGUAAAUGAAUUAUUUGUAUGAAUGUUUAGUUUAUCAUAAAUGUCACAAAUAUGUUUUGAUAUUUGACUUGAGGUACAGAAUUCUCUGUUUGUGUACAUUAACAUUAUAUAUUGUAUGUUAUGUAUUGUGCUGAUCAAACGUGGUGCAAUGUUUGUUUAAUGUACAGUGCUACUCAAACAUCACUAAAAUAUUUUAUACAUGAGCCAACAGUUAAGCAGCAGUCACUGCACAGUCAAGUUUCUGAUUUCCUAAUGCCUUAUUGAUGUUGAUUCCACAGUUAAAAUUACCUCUCUUGAUCCCUGGUAACACCUAAUACUAUUGCAUAUUUUGCAAAUUGAAAUAUAUUGCUUGAAGUUAUGAUUUAAGAGAAAAUUAAAUUAUUAUGAUGAUGUAAAUGUAUAUGUAUUUGUUUGAGUGCUUCAUAUCACAUACUGAAGUUGUUGUAAUGUGAAUUGUCACAUUUUGUGAACUUUUGUGAUUUCAGAAUAAACUGUGUAUGAAAAUAU